AUGCUGGGACAGUUAUUAUGUUUGACAUGUACUCAUUCUUCACGAUGUGCACCAUUUCAAGGUUACAACGACACGUGCGAUCCGGCCAUAUCACAACCGUUUGCCACUGCAGCAUACCGAUUUGGACAUACGCUUGUUCGACGAAUGUUUCCACGUGUGGACAACCAUUUCAGGCCUGUGUCUGAUCCCGUUGAUCUGGCGUCUCAUUUUGGAUUUGUUGAGCCCUUGUACAAUUUCACAGCUGGAGGAAUGGAUUCGAUAUUGAUGGGUCUCUUAAGCACGCCGAGUAUGGCCUUUGAUCGGCACAUAACGAGUGCUUUGCGGAAUCAUUUGUUCGAGCGAAGAGGCGAAUCCGCAUCCGGAAUGGAUCUGAUCGCCAUUAAUAUUCUUCGGGCCAGGGAUCACGGCGUUCAGCCCUACAACGAUUUCCGUGAAUUCUGCGGUCUGAAAAAAGCAAAAACAUUCGAGGAUUUACGGGCGCAAAUGAGCAGUUCAGCUAUCAGCGCGCUCAAAAGUGUUUAUGACGAUGUCGAUGAUAUCGAUCUUUUUCCAGGACUAACAUCAGAAGAUCCAGUCAAGGGUGCCUUGCUUGGGCCGACGAUGGCUUGCCUAGUAGCCGAGCAGUUUGCCAGAUUGAAGCAGUGCGAUCGCUUUUACUAUGAAAAUGGCGAUGUUGCCGGUCAAUUUACGCCCGGUAUUUUUCUGAUUUGUACAAGAAGCUACUUAAAUUCACAUAUAUGA
This is a messenger RNA of Gongylonema pulchrum, 741 nucleotides long. The record is from the annotation of a GenBank genome assembly. Lineage: Eukaryota; Metazoa; Nematoda; Chromadorea; Rhabditida; Gongylonematidae.